Molecule: messenger RNA, 1065 nt
Organism: Radiomyces spectabilis
Lineage: Eukaryota; Fungi; Mucoromycota; Mucoromycetes; Mucorales; Radiomycetaceae
Product: alkaline-phosphatase-like protein
Exons: 6
Coding region: 1-1065 (354 amino acids)
Biological process (GO): nucleoside triphosphate metabolic process
Molecular function (GO): nucleoside triphosphate diphosphatase activity; ribonucleoside triphosphate phosphatase activity
Source: RefSeq, a predicted model, not a curated record
AUGCAUCCAUCCUUUCCUCCCAAUACUUUUCCAAAUCAUUGGACGCUAGUCACUGGUCUCUACCCUGAAAGCCAUGGAAUCGUCGCUAACGAAUUCUUUGAUCCUCAUCUCGACGAACUAUUUUCUUAUACAGCUCCUCCUUCUAUUCGAGAUCACCCACAUUGGUGGGGCGGACAGCCGUGGCGUGUGAUGUGGCCUGGUUCGGAUGUUGCCAUGUCAUCUGUCCAAUCCAAUCAUAUUGUCCCCUUUAACCACUCACUCACACCAUUGGAUAUCAUGGAUGCAACCUUACGUUGGCUUGAUCUACCGACGCAUGAACGACCUCACCUCAUCACUUCCUACAUACCCCACGUAGACUCUACUGGGCACUCGGAAGGCCCAGAAGGAGACAAGAUUGAUUCGAUGCUGAAACAAACCGAUACAGCCAUCGGGUAUCUAAUGGAACAAUUAGUGGUACGCCACCUUGAAGAUCACGUACACAUUGUCAUUGUAAGUGAUCAUGGUAUGACGUCCACCAAGCCGUCUAAUUUGAUCUUUUACGACGACAUCCUUUCAAAAGAGUCUCUUUCUUUGUUGCGACGUACUGAAGCCGCGCCUUUGCUUGAUCUUCGACCGAAAGCGGAUGCUCCUCCACACACGGUACAAAAGGUGUAUCAAGAACUGGUUCAAUACACCCAAUCACAUCCUGAACCUCAUUUCCAAGUAUAUCUGCGUGAAAAUGUUCCUGAACGGUUUCACUAUAGUGCCUCGGACCGUAUCACCCCUAUUGUAGUGAUCCCGGAUGUCGGUUACACCUUUACCACACACGCAACGACACCGCACGCCAGCAAUUUCACGCUGAAAGGAAAUCAUGGUUUCGAUCAUAUGGCGCCCGAUAUGCGAGCCAUCUUUAUCGCCAGCGGACCCAAACUGACCCAAUGGUAUGAUCCUGGAACGGUCGUCGUACCUUUUUACAACGUCGAGGUAUUUGAGUUUCUCAGCAAACUACUCAAUAUCAAUGCGAUUCCCACCAACGGAACGCUGCAUGGCAUGUUCAUUCCGGCUCCAUCAUCGCCGCUUUCUUGA